Messenger RNA from Carlito syrichta (Philippine tarsier), 1292 nucleotides. It is a transcript of the gene HTRA4, whose product is annotated as HtrA serine peptidase 4. NCBI's taxonomy places the organism in Eukaryota, Metazoa, Chordata, Mammalia, Primates, Tarsiidae. The record is from RefSeq and is a predicted model, not a curated record. Gene Ontology annotation, molecular function: serine-type endopeptidase activity; protein binding. The transcript has 9 exons. Gene Ontology annotation, cellular component: extracellular region. The annotation marks the transcript as partial. Gene Ontology annotation, biological process: proteolysis; positive regulation of apoptotic process; programmed cell death.
CCAGCGGCCGAGGGCGCGGCCUGCGGGGGGCCGCGGGGCCAGCCGUGCGCCCCGGGGCUGCAGUGCCGCGCGCCUCCCGGCCUGAGGCGCCUAGGCGGGUCCUGGCUGGGCACCUGCGGAUGCCCCGCGGCUGGGGCGGCCGUGUGCGGCAGCGACGGGCGCACCUACUCCAGCCUGUGCGCGCUCCGGGCGGAGAACCGCGCCGCGCGCCUCCGUGGCGCGCUCCCGGCCGUGCCCGUGCAGAAGGGGGACUGCGAGGACCCAGGGACCAGCAGGGCGGGCCGGCUCAGGAGCCGGUACAACUUCAUCGCCGCGGUGGUGGAGAAGGUGGCGCCGGCAGUGGUUCACCUGCUGCUGUUCCAAAGGUCGCCUCUCAGCAGCAAGGACAUUCCCACUUCCAGUGGCUCUGGGUUCAUUGUAUCUGAGGAUGGGCUCAUCAUCACCAAUGCUCAUGUCAUCACGAAUCAGCAGCGGAUUCAGGUAGAGCUCCAGAGUGGGGUCCAGUAUGAGGCCACUGUCAAGGACAUCGACCAUAAAUUGGAUCUCGCCCUGAUUAAGAUUGAGCCAAAUACUGACCUUCCUGUGUUGCUGCUGGGAAGAUCAUCUGACCUUCGUGCUGGAGAGUUCGUGGUGGCCUUGGGCAGUCCAUUUUCUCUGCAGAACACAGUGACCGCAGGAAUUGUCAGUACUACACAGCGAGGGGGCAAAGAGCUGGGCCUGAAGGAUUCAGACAUAGACUACAUCCAGACUGAUGCCAUAAUUAAUCACGGGAAUUCUGGGGGACCUCUGGUGAACUUGGAUGGUGAUGUGAUUGGCAUAAAUACAUUGAAGGUAACUGCAGGAAUCUCCUUUGCCAUUCCCUCAGAUCGAAUUAGACAGUUCUUGGCAGAACACCAUGAUCGCCAGUUGAAAGGAAAGGCUCUUUCACAGAAGAAAUAUCUGGGUCUGCGAAUGCUGCCCCUCACUAUGAACCUUCUUCGAGAAAUGAAAAGGCAAGACCCGGAUUUCCCUGAUGUGAAUUCCGGGGUUUUUGUCUAUGAAGUGAUUCAAGGAACAGCUGCUGAAAGCUCUGGGUUGAGAGACCAUGACGUGAUUGUCAGCAUAAAUGGGCAACCUGUUACUACCACAACUGAUGUUACUGAAGCUGUUAAGGACAGUGAUUCCCUUUCCAUCGUUGUUCGUCGGGGAAGUCAAACUUUGUUCCUGACUGUGACACCUGAAAUAAUUAAUUAAUUAUCUUGCCUUAAAAAGAGAUUACCUAACAAAACCAAAGUUAUAUUACCUGGUUUGUA